Saprolegnia parasitica CBS 223.65 is the source of this 752-nucleotide messenger RNA. RefSeq lists its product as hypothetical. The transcript has a single exon. The record is from RefSeq and is a predicted model, not a curated record. Bases 21 to 689 code for a protein of 222 amino acids. NCBI's taxonomy places the organism in Eukaryota, Oomycota, Saprolegniomycetes, Saprolegniales, Saprolegniaceae.
UUUCCCGCACCAAGUUAAGCAUGAGCAUCACCGAGAGCACCAAGCCCGCCGACGCGACGCCCGUCGACGCGACGCCCGUGGCCGCCAACUACUACGAUAAGGACGUGGCCUUUGCGGCGCCGGCGCCGCAGGUCGUCAUCGUGCAGCCCACCGUGGUCAUGCAGGCGGCGCCCGUCGACCACAACGGCCUCGUCGUCGGUCGCUGGAAGGCCGACAUUUGCGGCUGCUUUACGGACCUCGUGCCUAACUGCUGCAUGGCCUACUGGUGCCCGUGCGUCUCGCUCGCCCAAAUCGUCCACCGCGUCGGCCUCUACACGUACACGAAUGCGCUCAUCGUGCUCGCCGUCAUCUUUGGCGGGUCGUACGUCACGACCGGCUUCUCGGGCUACUUUCGUGACACGUCGUGCACGUACUACAGCGGCGGCCUCACGCUCUGCGCGACGACCAUGUCCUUCUGGGGCUACAUCUCGUCCGUGUGCGCGAUCGUGUCGGUCGCGAUCAUCAUGCUCGCGCGCAUGAAGAUCCGCGGCAUGUUCCAGAUUCCGGGCAACGCGUGCGAAGAUUGCCUCUGCGCCUUUUUCUGCAGCUGCUGCUCGGUCGCCCAAAUGGCCACGCAAACCGACUCGUACACGCCCAACGACUGCAACUUUGGGCCCAAGGAGACGCUCCGCGGCUACGUCCUUGCCUAAGUGUAUGCAUGUAGUAUACCCAAAAGCAGCAUCUCCAUGCUCAAAUCGACAAGUCAUCUUGCC